GCUACGUCAUAACACCCUGCCUUCUCUGACUCAUCAACAAGGCAUCAACAAGGAAGUCUCUCUUCAAAACUAAAGAAAAAUCCUCAAAGGACUCUUUUAGAUCAGGACUCACUUUAGUUUAUGAAUAUUUCUUCCAUGUUGUAGAUGCGUCUGCAGUGAAUGCAGCCACACACACUGUCUGCAGCACUAGUGCUGUAAAACUACAACACGUGGAUACUCCCACAGUUACCAACCCGGCGAACAGAAUUGAGAAUAUGGACUACGUGCCGGAUGACAACUCCAGGUACAAAGACGUCGACUACUGGGAUGAAAGAUACAAGACAGAGCAGAGUUAUGACUGGCUGGGCUGCUUCUCCAAAUUCAAGCAUCUUCUGGAAAAGCACGUCCAGAAAGAAGACUCCAUUCUGAUACUUGGUUGUGGAAACAGCAGUAUGAGCGGCGACAUGUACAGUGCUGGCUACCACUCCAUCACCAACAUCGACUACUCCUCUGUGUGCAUCAGCGCAAUGAGUGCCAGGAACAGCGACUGCCCGGGUAUGACCUGGCAUCAGAUGGACAUGCGCGAGCUUUCCUUCCCCGAUGCGUCCUUCGAUGUCGUCCUAGAGAAGGCCACGCUGGAUGCCAUCCUGGUGGAAGAGAAGACACCUUGGGAGGUGUCCCCUCACACUGCCGGUCUCAUUCACCAAGCGCUCACAGAGAUUAGACGCUGCUUGAAGCCUGGAGGACGGUUUGUCUCUGUAACCUUCGCCUACCCCUUCUUCAGGAAACGCCUCUAUGCUCGGACGGAGUACAACUGGUCGAUUAAGGAGUACAGUUAUGGAACAGGCUUUCUAUAUUAUGUGUAUGUAAUGACCAAAGGUGAAGAGCUUAGCCCACAAGAUGCAGCUCUAGAGAAAAAGCUACUCGAGGACACCAAAUCCCCACCUCCCACGAUCGCCCAAAUACCAUUUGAUAAUGACGAAGACUUCCUGUCUAAUAUUGAAUUUUAGGAAUUCAUUAACCCUAAGUCAUUUACCCCGAGUAAGCUCUAUACUGUGAUAAUGACCUCAGAAACUUCUCCACCAUCACAGAUAUAACAGAAACCUCUUCUGUUACCCCAAGUUUCUAACUGACCGUUAUGUGAUUUUGUACGAAUUAGCAACUAUGUAUUUUUAGUUUGGGCAUAGAUGUUCAUAUAGACAUCUGUGAGGAAUGAUUAUUAUGGAUUUGUUUUAUACAGGAUUUAGACUACAGACCACCAGGGACACUUAAUACAAAUAAAAUCUAUGACGUUAUAUUUAACUGAACAUAUAAAUUUCUGUCAUGAUGGUGAAUAGCAGCUAAAUAUCCAUCCAAAUCCAUGUAGUGAAUGCGCAAAACAAAAAUCCAAACAAAAGACCUAACUCACUUAUGUAUUAAAGAAACUACCUGUAUUAUAGUGGUCGCACCAGCUAAUAAACCUGGUGCUUUUAACAAAACGUCACCUACAGUACAUGUAUGAAAAUGUAUAGAUGUAUGUAUAGACCACCCAAACAGACCUUUGCCCUUUCCCCACCACUUACCUCUUAAGAAAAGGUAACUUCCAAAAUACAGAGCACCAUCAAACAAUGUCAACGCAGAAUAAUUCUUUUGCUUGAAGUCCCCUCUUAUGUAGAGUCUUAUAGAGAGUCCCUGUCUGGGUGAUCCUACCCAAGCGGCAACCUCCGGAUCUGUAAAGUGAAGCCAAUACGGAAGUGCCAUACAAUUUGCAUUCUUUCUAAUAGCCAGCAGGGGGCGACUCCUCUGGUUGCAAAAAGAAGUCUGAUUGUAUAGAAGUCUAUGAGAAAAUGACCCUACUUCUCACUUGAUAUAUUACCUCAGGAAACAAGUUGAUGUGGUCUCGAUCGCUAGUUUCAAGUCUUCUUCAAUACAGCAUGAUGUUCAUUUAGUAAAUUAUGGUCCCAUUUAGGGUCAAAUAGACCAUAAAGCAGGGUAUGCUUUAGGGCGUGGCUACCUUAUGAUUGACAGGUUGCUACCACAGCGUUGUCCGGUUUGGGAGUUUAUGUUUUCAUCUUAUAUCUUUAACGUUUUCACAGUGUGUUUUCAGUUCAUGAAAUUUAACUAUAACCAUUUUGGUCACCUAAAAAUGUCAGCGAUCAGUUG
Messenger RNA from Sebastes umbrosus (honeycomb rockfish), 2121 nucleotides. RefSeq names its product endothelin converting enzyme 2a (gene ece2a). Gene Ontology annotation, molecular function: S-adenosylmethionine-dependent methyltransferase activity. Bases 255 to 989 code for a protein of 244 amino acids. The transcript has 4 exons. The record is from RefSeq and is a predicted model, not a curated record. NCBI's taxonomy places the organism in Eukaryota, Metazoa, Chordata, Actinopteri, Perciformes, Sebastidae.